CUGUCCGGCGCACGCGCUGUCUGUGGCUGGGGAAUUCAUGUGGAGGUCAGAGUGGAAGCAGUUUCCUCAUCUGUGUAGUCCUCUACUUCAUAGGGGUUGAUGUGAAGAUUAAAUACACCAAUUGCUGUUAGAAGACGGCCUAUUGUAAAGGUGUGAGUGGGUCCAGCCAAAGGAGACAUGGCUGCCAAAGUGUUUGAGUCCAUUGGCAAGUUUGGUCUUGCCUUAGCCGUUGCAGGAGGCGUGGUGAACUCUGCCUUGUAUAAUGUGGAUGCUGGGCACAGAGCUGUCAUCUUUGACCGGUUCCGGGGAGUGCAGGACAUUGUCGUAGGAGAAGGGACUCACUUCCUCAUCCCUUGGGUACAGAAACCAAUUAUCUUUGACUGCCGCUCUCGACCACGUAAUGUGCCAGUAAUCACUGGUAGCAAAGAUUUACAGAAUGUCAACAUCACGCUGCGCAUCCUCUUCCGGCCGGUUGCUAGUCAGCUUCCUCGCAUCUUCACCAGCAUUGGAGAGGACUACGACGAGCGCGUGCUGCCAUCCAUCACUACAGAGAUCCUCAAGUCCGUGGUGGCUCGCUUUGAUGCUGGAGAACUGAUCACCCAGAGAGAGCUGGUCUCCAGACAGGUGAGCGAUGACCUCACAGAGCGAGCAGCGACCUUUGGGCUCAUCCUGGAUGACGUAUCCUUGACGCAUCUGACCUUUGGGAAGGAGUUCACAGAAGCGGUGGAAGCCAAACAGGUGGCUCAGCAGGAAGCAGAGAGGGCCAGAUUUGUGGUGGAAAAGGCUGAGCAGCAGAAGAAGGCAGCCAUCAUCUCCGCAGAGGGCGACUCCAAGGCGGCGGAGUUAAUUGCCAACUCGCUCGCCACUGCAGGCGACGGCCUGAUCGAGCUGCGCAAGCUGGAGGCCGCGGAAGACAUCGCGUACCAGCUGUCGCGCUCCCGGAACAUCACCUACCUGCCCACCGGGCAGUCGGUGCUCCUCCAGCUGCCCCAGUGAGGCCCACACCUCCUGGGCCAGCUGGACCACAGCCCCGAAGUCGCUCAGCACCACCUUCCUUCUCCUGCCCCAGAAAUCACUGUGAAACUUCAUGAUUGGCUUAAAGUGAAGGAAAUAAAAGUAAAAUCACUUCA
Molecule: messenger RNA, 1130 nt
Organism: Bubalus bubalis (water buffalo)
Lineage: Eukaryota; Metazoa; Chordata; Mammalia; Artiodactyla; Bovidae
Gene: PHB1
Product: prohibitin 1
Exons: 8
Coding region: 178-996 (272 amino acids)
Biological process (GO): mitochondrion organization
Cellular component (GO): membrane; mitochondrion
Source: RefSeq, a predicted model, not a curated record